Messenger RNA from Dichotomopilus funicola, 327 nucleotides. RefSeq names its product putative cytochrome c protein. The transcript has 4 exons. The record is from RefSeq and is a predicted model, not a curated record. NCBI's taxonomy places the organism in Eukaryota, Fungi, Ascomycota, Sordariomycetes, Sordariales, Chaetomiaceae. The coding region runs from base 1 to 327 and encodes 108 amino acids. Gene Ontology annotation, cellular component: mitochondrial intermembrane space. Gene Ontology annotation, molecular function: heme binding; electron transfer activity. Gene Ontology annotation, biological process: mitochondrial electron transport, ubiquinol to cytochrome c; mitochondrial electron transport, cytochrome c to oxygen.
AUGGGCGUCGCUCCUGGAGAUGCUAAGAAGGGUGCCAACCUCUUCAAGACCCGCUGCGCGCAGUGCCACACCGUCGAGGCUGACGGCGGCAACAAGAUCGGCCCCGCGCUCCACGGCCUGUUCGGCCGCAAGACCGGCUCCGUCGAGGGCUACGCCUACACCGACGCCAACAAGCAGAAGGGCAUCACCUGGGACGACGACACUCUGUUCGCGUACCUCGAGAACCCCAAGAAGUACAUCCCCGGCACCAAGAUGGCCUUCGGUGGUCUCAAGAAGGAGAAGGAGAGGAACGACCUGAUCACCUUCCUCAAGGAGUCGACCAAAUAG